Closterium sp. Yama58-4 is the source of this 3731-nucleotide messenger RNA. NCBI's taxonomy places the organism in Eukaryota, Viridiplantae, Streptophyta, Zygnematophyceae, Desmidiales, Closteriaceae. The record is from the annotation of a GenBank genome assembly.
CUCCCAGCACCACCGUCAGCCCCGCGCGUUCAGCAGCGACCAGCAAAGCUACCAGCAAGGGAAGCAGCAAGGCGGGCGACCCGCCGUCCGUUUGGAGCCGGCUGCUGCUGCGCGUGGACGGGCUGCUGCUCGCCAAGGCGCUCAACGCGGGGCAGGCGCAGGCGCUUAGAGGGCUCGCUGCCGCCAGGGACGCCCGCGCUGCUGACUUGUACGCUGACGUGGAGCCGCUGGAGGACGCGCAGGUGGUGCGCGCGCUGCUGCGACUCAUUGACGGCAGCAACAGGACACUGCACGUGGUGCAUGUGUGCACGGAGCUCGCGCUGGUGGCGCAGGCGGGGUCGCUAGCCACGUGGAUGGCGGGGCUGUGCCGCGCACUCAGGAAGAAGGGCCACCUGGUGGAGGUCGUUCUGCCACUGUAUUCAAGUGUGGACACGAGUGCCAUUGAGGACUUCAGAGAGGCGCCGGGCGAGAUCAUGUCGUUCUUUGACAACAAGUGGCACAAGAAUAAGAUCUACACUGGCACGGUGCACGGGGUGCCAGUGACGUUCGUCCACCCGCUGCACCCAGCAGCCUUCUUCCAGAGGGACCACCUUUACGACUACGAGGAUGACUUUGAGCGGUUCACCUACUUCACGCGGGCAGCGCUGGAGUACGUGCAGCAGCAGGGCAAGCAGCCGGACGUGCUGCACCUGCACAACUGGCACACGGCGGUGGGCGCACCGCUGUUCUGGGACAUCUACCACCACCAGGGCAUGCCCGACACCCGCAUCCUCUUCACCUGCCAUGACGCCCGCUUCCAGAACGCCCAGCCAGCGGGCAAGCUGGCGCUGGUGGGGCUGGACCCGUCGCAGCUGAACCGCCCUGACCGACUGCAGGACAACCGCGACCCCGCCCUCGUGAACCUGCUCAAGGGCGGCAUAGUGUAUUCCAACAAGGUAACAACGGUGUCGCCCACAUAUGCCAGUGACAUGAAGACUCGUGAGCUCGGCUGCGGCCUCGAUGGCACCGUCGCCAUCCACAGCCAGAAGUUCGCUGGCCUACCCUCCGGACUCGACCAAUCCACAUGGGACCCAACCCGGGACCUCUCACUCCCCGUGCCGAUCACAGCCUCGGAUCCCAUGCCUGGCAAGGCCGUGGCUCGGGCGGAGGUUCGGAAGAGGCUCGGGCUGCCAGUGAUAGACUCGGCAUCGGGGUUGGAGAGGGCAGUGGUGGCAUAUGUGUCACCGCAGAUAGGCGAGGCGGAUGUGGAGCUCAUCAAGGGGGCGCUCUCGUGCUCCCUCGCCUACCAGGCCCAGUUUGUGCUGGUGGGGGCAGCACGGUCGCCCAAGGUGCAGAUGGCCCUCGAGGAGCUGCAGAGGGUGCAGCAGGACCGCAACGCACACCUGGAGAUCGUGUAUGAGGAAGAUUUGGUGCAUCUGGUGGUGGCGGCGGCACACGUGCUGCUCUGCCCGCCCCUCCGCGACCCCUCCUCACACUUGCCGCUGGUGGGGGCGCGAUACGGGGCCGUGCCUGUGGCCCGGCAACUGAUGGGAUCACCAGACAGCCUAGUGGACGUGGAUGACCCGCGCCGCGGUGCCACGGAGGGAACGGGUUUCUUCUAUGCCUCGGACAAACCGGCUGACGCUGUCAUUGCCCUCACCCGUGCCCUCAAGCUCCUCAAGGCCGAUCAGCAACGGUGGGAAACAAUCACCAAGACAGCAAUUAGUCGUCGUGGCACCUCUGCUGCUAUGAUCCGAUUCAUUCUCCUCCAAAAUCGGCAGGGAAAGACACGCCUGGCGAAGUAUUAUGUUCCGCUAGAGGACUCCGAGAAGCACAAGCUCGAAUUUGAGGUUCACCGGCUGGUGGUUCAUCGCGAGCCCAAGUUCACAAACUUUGUCGAGUUCCGCACGUACAAGGUGAUCUACCGGCGCUAUGCGGGCCUCUUCUUCUCCCUGUGCGUUGACCUCACGGACAACGAGCUGGCGUACCUCGAGAGCAUCCAUCUCUUUGUGGAGAUCCUAGAUCACUUCUUCAGCAACGUCUGCGAGCUUGACCUGGUCUUUAAUUUUCACAAGGUUUACCUUAUCCUUGAUGAGUUUGUUCUUGCGGGCGAGCUUCAAGAAACAAGCAAAAAGGUCAUUAUUGAAAGAAUGGCAGAACUGGAGAAGGCAGACGUUCUCCAGCCGGAGCUGGAGGUAACCAGCCCCGCGUUCGGCGCUGACAAGGGAUGUAGCGUCGAGGAGUUCACCGAUCUGAGUUUACGUGAGGAAGAAGGUGACUGUAGCGAUCCUGCUCGUGACUAUACCGAGAGGCACAUGGCGUUUUCAGAAGGCACGGCGGGUGUCACGUUAUCGAGCACGAAGCGCGCGCGCAACGAGCGGGACAGCGAAGGGAUGUGGAAGGCAGCCAAGCGACGAUGCGUGGCCUUCGAUUGUGUCACGCUUCCCCAUCUUCCUUCAUUAGGGGAGCCUCGGAUUCAGCCAGACGUGCGGAAACCAGAUGCCCACACGUCUUCACCAGCAUUAGAACCGACGAGGCGAAGCACCACGAGCGAAUCUCCCAGCCCAGUAUCUCGCCCUCAAGCAAUGCCUCCCACAAGCCCGCUCCCAUGUCCCACAGCUAGCGAUCUCCCAGUUCUCUCAUGUCCUUUAACGCGCUUCAAGCGGCAGCGGCCGCCGACAAUAGAUAUCCCGCGUAAGGGCUGCUUCACGUCGUCGCCGGCCGGCACGCCGGAUUCGGCGGCGGAGGAUGCGCUGGACGGCGUGGUGGAGGUGGCGGAGAGCGGCUCGUGCUUCGCCGUGGCGUGCAAGCGCGGGCGCAAGGCAGUGAUGGAGGACACGUACCAGGCGCUUAUUGGGUUCGCCGGGCGCGAGAGCGAUGCGUUCUUCGGGGUGUUUGACGGGCACGGCGGCACAUCAGCCGCCAAGUUCGCGGCGUCCGAGCUGGCGAGCCACGUGGCGCAGGCAGCCGCGCACAAAGGCGCGCACGCGAGUGAGGCGGCGCUGGUGGAGGGGUACCUGGAGGCGGACAGGCACUUUCUGGAGCAGAACGUCGCCAGUGGCACCAGUUGCCUCACCUGCUGGGCGACGUCUGGGCGGCUUUUGCUGGCGCAUGCGGGGGAUUGCAAGGCGGUACUGGUGAAGGGGGGGAGAGCGGUGGCGUUGACAGAAGACCACCGGGCGGGCAGGGAAGACGAGCAGGCCCGCAUCACUGCCCUGGGUGGCUUUGUGGACACAGCCACGGGCAUGCCGCGUGUGCAGGGCAUCCUGGCAGUGACGAGGGGCAUAGGCGACGCGCACUUGAAGGCGUUCAUCACGCCGCAGCCGGACGUGGCGCAGGUGCGCGUGGGGGCGGACUGCAGCGCUCUCAUCCUGGCCUCUGACGGGCUCUGGGACGUGGUGGCGCCGCAAGACGCUGCUGACGUGGUCGCAGCUUGUGUCGGUGCAGCGGUGGAGGCACGGGCAGCAGCGGGGGAAGCGCAGGCGGCAGCGGGGGAAGUAGGAGCAGCAGCAUCUGCAUUGCUGGGACCUGCCCCCUUCCCGCCGAGCAAACGGGCGCGCACGCAGCGCACACAGGGCUGUGGAGGUGGUGGGAGGAGAGGGAGUGAGGGGGUGACACGAGGGGUGGAUGGGGAGGUGCUGCUGAGUGCAUGCCAGGCAUUGGUUGGCAUGGCAGCAGCACGGGGGAGUAGGGAUGAUAUCACUGUCAUGCUUGUGUCUCUUGCCCCCUUUGCUGAGUCAGCAGGAUCAUAG